Owenia fusiformis is the source of this 1457-nucleotide messenger RNA. The record is from the annotation of a GenBank genome assembly. Lineage: Eukaryota; Metazoa; Annelida; Polychaeta; Sabellida; Oweniidae.
CCUCUUUAGAGAGAAUGCACAAUUCUAAGAAAUUAACUGGCUAUUAUUUGACUAUUCAAACAGCCCUCACCAAUAAUAAACACAAUGUUUAGUACAAUACUGUUACAGUUAUACUGCCAGAUAAUGCAAUUCCUGAUAUAAGUGUAUGUGGCUAUCAGUUUGUGACCACAAUUAUGACAUCGCUCAAGAGGGCUCUCAAUGCGUAUCACACAGACAAAGUAGAGAUAAAACGAAUAGACCAAAAAGAAUCCCGAGCCAUAGUUGAAACCAUUAAAAAAGACGUUUAUCACUUUCUUCGAGAGAUCAAUGUUCCUGUUCGUCCAUUUGAAGCAAUAGGAAGUGUCUUUGAAGGCCUUAAGGUUAUAACAUAUGACGAAUUUGAUCUUUUGAUGCCCAUCAAAAUCACCAAUCAUGUCAAAGUUAUACCGAUAAGAAAAGCAGGUCAAUGCUAUUUAAGUCUCAAAAGACACACCAAUAGAUACAUCCGAGGGUCAUCAGGCAGUCGUAAUGAGUGGAGCAAAGAUCUAAGUCGCUACACUGAUGACAAGGGUUAUCUAUCCGCCACUUUGGUCAGACGAGCAUUUCAGAGUUUCUUGCAGAGAUGGGUCAGUGUAUUCCAAAGUAAACACCAGCCCACCCCAUACAUCAUAUCAGUCUCAACAGGGGGCCCAGCAAUCACUGUACAGCUACAGAAAGGGGGUCCAAAACUUAGUAUCGACUUUGUCCCAGCUUUGGAUUUGACUGAUACAGAUUCAUUACAUAUAGCCAAGCCAAGGAAGCAGGGUGAUCUAGAGAGUGAUAUUGGUAGCGAUAACGGAGAAGAGUCACUCUGGAUGAUUUCUCAUUGUAGAUUAGAAAAGGUGACACUGAAGAAUAUUGAUAGGCAUGACAAUGGUUGUAGAAAAAAAUGUAUAAAAAUUUUGAAGACAAUCCGUCAACAUAGAGAACAACUACGUGGUUUAAGUAACUAUGCUUUUAAAAUGAUCAUUCUCAAACUUAAUAACGAAAGAUCAUGGUUAUCAAAAGAUUUGGCAGAUUGUUUUGUGGACUCGAUCAAGGAAUUGCAUCGUAGUUUGGAAAUUCAAAAUCUCCCCAGUUAUUUCAAUAAAAGUGUUAACAUCUUUGCUAGUAUGUCACCAAUAGCAAUGGCCAACAUGGAAGGGUAUUUGAAGAGAAUAAUUAGGAAGAGAACCUACAUUGAUGACCUGCUGACAUGCCCUGAGAGAUGCAAGAUGUGCUACACCCUCUCACUUCCCCAACAGACACAACAUCAAGAAAUCAUUGACUGGAGAUUUGAUAGAAGACAAUAAAGGGAUUUCAUGCCAUUUAACUAGGUCCAUCGACCUCAAUUUUUUGAAAAAUGUUCAAUUCUGACUGAGAAUAUGUUAUUCUUACUAGAUCAUUACUAACCAAUGUAAUGUGAUUGUUCACUUUCAGUCAUGUGACUGUCCUGAAUG